AUGAUGAUGCUUUCGGAGCCGCCGUCGUGGGAGGCCUGGCGGAUCGAUCCGGCGGAGAGUCUGGGUAGCAGAGCCUCCGCGCCCUGUCGCUGGGCCGCGCUGCUUGCCGGCGGCGACGCGAUCACCGCGCCGCCGGCUCCCGUCCCCGGGCUCGGGCUGCCGCUGGCGGCGCGAGCUGCUUCGAACGGCUCGCUCUGCCUGCGGCCAGAGGGCGACUUGCUGUCCGACCACGUGGUGCGGGAAGGGCGCUGGUUCGAGUGCGACGACCUGGUCCCCCUGCUCGCGAUCGGCGCGCUCGCGGCGGGCCCGGGCGCUGUGGCGCUCGACGUAGGGGCGAACCUUGGCGCCUGCACGAUGCAGCUGCUCCUGUCGACCGACGCGCCGGUGGUCGCCUUUGAGCCCGGCAACGCCGGCCACUCCGUCCUCGGCUCGAGCGAGAGCGCAGAGUCUCUCAGCCGGUGGGACGGCUCUUCGUUUGGCAGCGCGGAGCGGGUGGUGGCGGACGACAUCCUCUGGCCGAGGCAGCUGCGCCGGGAGCGCCUCCCUCCGCCCGUGGCGAUGAUGAAGAUCGACGUCGAGGGGUUCGAGUGCCGCGCGCUGCACGGGAUGCGGCGGCUGCUCGGCGCCGGAGCCGUCAAGACGGUCAAGGUGGAGGUGUUCGAGUCGGCGCUGCGCGCGCAGGGCUGCUCCGGCUCGCGGCUGCAGCAGCUCCUCCUCGGCUCCGGCUUCCGCCUCUUCCAGUCCGUGGAGCAGCUCGCCCUGGUCGGAUGCGGCCGCGUGCCCGGCGGAGCGGCGGCGGACCCAGACGCGCUGCAGGUCGUCGCCGUGGCGGAGGGCCUGCCCUACAACCUGUACGGCUUGCACUGCCGACGCGGGCACGCGAAGAGUCGAACGUAG
Emiliania huxleyi CCMP1516 is the source of this 897-nucleotide messenger RNA. RefSeq lists its product as hypothetical. Bases 1 to 897 code for a protein of 298 amino acids. NCBI's taxonomy places the organism in Eukaryota, Haptophyta, Isochrysidales, Noelaerhabdaceae. The record is from RefSeq and is a predicted model, not a curated record. The transcript has 3 exons.